CCAGAACCGGAAACAUUUUAAGAAUAAUAUUGAUCAUUUUUUAACCAAACGUUAUAAUCUUUAAAUUCGUUCAUCUACAGGUAUUGGUAGUUCAUAUGAUAGGCAAAUAUAUGUUUGCAGAUAACCAAAAGUAGAUAUAUUGUUCUUUGCUCCUAAAGGCCAAUGGAAACGAGAACGCUUCAAGACAUGGUGACUGCAGCGGCUGCUGUAAAUAGUUCUAGAAUUGCUGUCACCUUCGACAGCUGCAUGGAUGCUCGAAUUCCUGUGUCCUUACUUUACAGCGACGUUGCUGAGUUUAGUAACGAUCUAACUCAUUUGCUACGCGAGAAGCAAGUUACAAAUAGAAUAGCAUUGUAUUGUCAAACAGACGUCUACCUACCUGUCUGGAUUCUGGGCAUCCUUCAGGUACCUGCUGCGUAUGUCCCACUGGACCCUGAGGUACCAGCCCUUCUCUCUGCCCACAUCAUAGAUCAGUGUGGGUUGAAAUACUGUGUUGUUCAGUGGGAUCUUUUGGAGCAAUUUCAGAUGGCCUUCUCCAACUUCAUAAAUGUAGAUGUGCGUGCAGUGUGGUCCACUUACAAUGUGACCCUCGUGAGACUGCAGAACACCGUGGCUGAAGUGCAACAUGGAGGAGGGCCCGAAGGUACUCAUGAAGAGAUGGCCAAUGCUGACCAAUCUGCUCAGGUGUCAGGUGUUAGCCAGGGAGAGCUGGCAUAUGUGCUCCACACAUCUGGAACAACAGGGCAUCCCAAGAUUGUCAGGGUACCACACAAGUGUAUCGUGCCCAAUAUACUGCAUCUAAGUUCUCUGUUUCAGAUGACGGCAGAUGAUGUGGUGUUCCUGGCCUCUCCCCUCACCUUUGACCCAUCAGUGGUGGAGAUGUUUCUAGCACUGUCAUCAGGGGCAAGGCUCCUCAUGGUCCCCACGGUGAUGAAAAAAAAACCGAACACGCUUGCCUGUGCGCUGUUCAAGAAUCACAGGACCACAUUCUUACAGGUGACACCAACCCUCCUAGGCCGUUUUGGCAGGACUAUCCUCCAGGAGGUGGUCUUCUCUAAAGACUCGUCCCUUCGUGUGUUAGCCCUGGGGGGUGAAGCGUGCCCCUCGCCUGGCUUGCUCAGGAGCUGGAGACAGGAAGGGAACGACACCCAAAUCUACAACAUCUACGGCAUCACAGAAGUGUCCUGCUGGGCCUGCUGCUACAAGCUCUCGGAGACAGACCUGGUGGCCAAUCAAGAUGAGUCCUCAGUGCCACUUGGAACCCCUUUAAUGGACACCACUGUGGAAGUUAGAGAUGAGCAUAGCUGCGUCGUUGCUGAGGGAGAAGGGCAGAUCUUCAUAGGAGGAACAGACAGAGUGUGCCUCCUGGAUGAUGAGGUAGAAGCUGUCCCGGGAACUAUGCGGGCUACAGGUGACUGGGUCCAGGUGAAAGACUCAUGCCUGUAUUUCCUGGGCCGGCAGGACCGACUCAUCAAACGGCAAGGGCAACGAGUGCACCUGGACACACUGCAGCAAGCUCUGAUGAGUGUGCCCCUAGUGGAAGCCUGUGCUGUGGGAUUGUCUGAAGAUUCUCGCCUGGUAGCCUUUGUGGUCGCCAGCUCCGCAUCUGGAGACCAAAAGGCAACUUCCGCAUUCACAUCUGUACAACAUCAGGCCAACCAAAGAUCCUCUGCCCUGGUGGAUUCUCAUGGGGACCUCAACCCCUCCGACUCACACUGGCAGGAGGAGCUCUCGACGUCCACCAGAGGUCUUCGGAGAGCCAUACGUCGUAGCCUGUCUCGGUUGCUGCCCAGUCCCAGUGUUCCAGACAAAGUAGUGGUUGUCCCUGCCCUACCACUAACCUCACAUGGAAAGGUGGACAUGGGCGAACUCAUGAAGAUUUACCAGAGACAGAAAGCCACCUCGGAUUUCCUUACUCCGAGGGACGUGGUGUCACUCAGGAAGAUGCUCCAGUCCAUGUGGCAGGACAGGUUGGGACUUUCCGAGGACGCAGUCGUCAGUGAUGAGUCAAACUUCCUGUUCAGCGGAGGAGACUCCCUACAAGCGCUGGGUCUUUGUGAUGACAUCACCACCGCCAUCGGAGGGACGUCGUUAGGUCUUUUGGAGAUUGUUUUGGAUGGGUCCUUCUCCGACAUCCUGCACCACGCCGCCAAGGCAAUGCCAACACCAUCAUCGGAACACAAACUGAAACCCCAUCCUACGUCUGAAGCUACGAAACGCCAGACGGAUCCGCUCUCCUCAGCGCCGACCAAGAGAGGAAGACUAGACGGUUCAUCCACAUCAGCUGCUCCAAGGAGGCCGCAGGGAGCUUCCUCUGUGGUGAAGGCCACACAAUUUACAGUAUUGAGGAGGGCAGGCGAGGUGAUUGAGACGCCGAAAGAGAACUCUGACACAGGAGGAAACCUCACAAGGAAAGGAGACACACUCACGGCGGGGGUGACUUCCAGCCAGGGGACAUUUAACAGUAACCCCCUGGCUGCAGAACAUAGAGAGACCUGUGGUGGUGGAAGUAGUAAGGCUGGCGUUUUGGGGCUGAGGGUGAGGUGGGCUUCAGACACGGGCCGGUGUGUGGAUGCCUCUCCUGUCCUGCUGGUGCACAGGCGGGGUGAGGACGCCUCAGGCCGACCCACCACCACUGUGUUUGUGGGGUCCCAUUCCCACAGGAUGCAGGCCCUUGACCUGGCCUCGGGGGAGCUGCUGUGGGAGAGGGUGCUUGGUGACAGGAUCGAGUCUUCUGCUGCUGUGUGCCCACGCGAAGGCCUCGUGGUGGUAGGGUGCUAUGACGGCUGUGUGUACUUCCUGUGUGUGGACACGGGGGAGACAAAGUGGACAUUUCAGACGGGAGACGCAGUGAAGUGCUCUCCCACGGUGGACCCUCUCACUGGCCUGGUGUUGGUGGGAUCCCAUGAUGGACACAUGUACAGCCUGGAUCCACAGGCUCGCCAGUGUGCGUGGAAACGCCACUGUGGAGGCGGGGCGGUGUUCUCCUCGCCGUGUCUCCACCCCUCCCUCCGACAUCUGUACGCGGCCACGCUGGGAGGGCACCUCCUCUGUCUUCACCUCGACAGUGGCGCCGUGCUGUGGACGCGCUCCCGGGACACUCCUUUCUUCUCCUCGCCGGGCUGCUCCUCGGCCCGCGUGGUCGUGGGCUCCGUGGACGGAAACAUCUACUGUUUCAGCCUCCAGGGGACUGAGCUCUGGCGUUUCACAACCAGCGGACCCGUGUUCUCGUCCCCCUGCGUGACCCGGGACGAGGCGAAGGUCGUGUGCGGCUCGCACGACGACCACGUGUACUGUCUGAGCUGCGCCGACGGCUCGCUAGCCUGGAGCUUCCGGGCCUCGGGCAGGGUGUACUCCAGCCCCUGUGUGUUUGACGGCGGAGCCACCGGAGCGCUGGUGGCGCUGGCCUCCGCGGAUGGGACCCUCUGGAUCCUGGACGUGGAGGAUGGAACUGUGGUGGGCUCCCUCUCGCUCCCCGGCGAGCUCUUCUCUUCCCCCGUGGCGUGGGAGCGAUCCCUGGUGGUGGGAUGUCGCAAUAACUUUGUGUACUGUGUCGAGAUGACGGACGGUGGUUAAAACGCGUUCCCUAUACGCGGAACGCGUCGGUGAAUAAACGGGGUAUGUCUGGAGUGUGGAAUUGGAUGACUCUAGGCCUGAAGUUCAGACAUCAGUAUUUAAUUUACACUAUUAAUGACAUUUGCAUCACUUUCAUUAGCCCCUCAUAGACGACUCCAAGUGAAACCAAAAGAAAAAAAGGGCAAUUAUUACCAAACACCUCUGUUACACAACACUGUGUACACUACACUAUUGCACACAACGAAAGUUAUUUAAAAAAGUGACUAUGCCUCAGGGGCAAAGUCCUGGAGACAGUGCAUCUACCAUGCAUACACACACGCACACACAUACAUACAUACAUAAUUACAUAGAUAAGUGAGAAUUGUAGAAAUGAAAGAGCUUACUGUAAGUUCUUUAGCGAUGUCCAUACUGUAUUGGGACGGCUGACCUAGCCUUAUAGAGGUUCUUAGAGAGCUGCUGAAUGGUUUAUUUCUAUGUAGAAAACGGAUAAGUAGGUAGUGGUGUUAGCCUGCUUUGGGAUGGGUCACACUAUGUACAGUAAAGAUGUCUUACAGCAAGCGAGUGGUU
Osmerus eperlanus (European smelt) is the source of this 4143-nucleotide messenger RNA. It is a transcript of the gene aasdh, whose product is annotated as aminoadipate-semialdehyde dehydrogenase. Gene Ontology annotation, biological process: amino acid activation for nonribosomal peptide biosynthetic process. The record is from RefSeq and is a predicted model, not a curated record. The coding region runs from base 163 to 3576 and encodes 1137 amino acids. The transcript is spliced from 14 exons. Gene Ontology annotation, molecular function: protein binding. Lineage: Eukaryota; Metazoa; Chordata; Actinopteri; Osmeriformes; Osmeridae.